Molecule: messenger RNA, 2385 nt
Organism: Candoia aspera
Lineage: Eukaryota; Metazoa; Chordata; Lepidosauria; Squamata; Candoiidae
Gene: C2H9orf40
Product: chromosome 2 C9orf40 homolog
Exons: 2
Coding region: 115-645 (176 amino acids)
Source: RefSeq, a predicted model, not a curated record
AGUUUAAACGAAAGCAUCAUUCUCUACGCUCUUCCCGCUAGUUCCGCCCCGUUUGCAGCAGUUACGCGUGCGCAGUUAACUAAGCGGCCCUCGGAACGUGCCAAGCCAGCCUUGAUGGCUAAACGCAGAGCGGAGGCGGUGGCCUGUCGCGCGCCCUACCAGCACUACCUUCUGCACGCGCCUCCUUCGAAGCGCUCGCGGAGCGAUCUCGAACGGCGGGAUUCGCGAGGCUCAGUGUUCUGGCGUGGCAGCAGCGGCGAGAAGAAGCGCAAAUGGAUGGGGGCGGAGGAAGGCGACGAGGCGGGGGUCAGCGGGAAGAGGCCCGUGGGGCUGAAAGAGCGCUGGUCUCCGAAGGAGUGGGGGCCCGUCCCCGCGGAAGGAACGACGCGGCGGGAGCCAGAGCAACGGCUUCUGCUGCUCGCUGGAAUGGCAACCGAAGCGGCGGCCCUAGCGGGAGGAGAUGCAACGGGCAGUCGGGGACAGCCCGAGGAGCAUGAAGAUGAUGUUUGGCACUACAACUCUUUCCAGUUCUGGAAGUUACCAUUACCUACCAUUGAUCUAUCUGAUAUUCAGGAAUUAGAAAAAGGCGCCAUAACAGAAACAAGAUCCUCCAGCAGCACAGCACUAUCAGAAAUGGAAACCUGAAAAGUAAUCUAUUGGUAUAGAUUGUGGAGUGUGGUCUCUGUUUUGUAUUAUUGUUGCUUGAAAAUGUAAGCAGACUUGAUAUUAUGAAGGUAUAAAAUAUAAUUUGAAGAAAGGAUAACUUCUCCUAAAUUCUUCUAAAAUGAGGGAGUCAUAUACUAUAGAAUUCAUCAAAGACUGUCUAGAGAAGCUGACAGUGUAUAGAACAAGCAGAAUGUGAAAUUUAGAGGAUUAAAGGAGUUUACAAGAACUGAUAUAUAUGAACCAAAUGGGUUUAGAUCAUUGCCAGUGUAAAUGAAAAGUGUGCAGAGUUCUAAAAAAGGGUGUGUGCUACUACGCUGCCAUGGAAAAGAGUACUAGUUAUAUCUGUAUUUUCAUUAUGGCUAGAAGAUUAACAGCAAAAUAAAAUCCCAGGUCUCUGCAAAACUGAAAUUACUGUGGCCAACACUUUCUUCCAAGAAUUUCCAUAGUAAUAACUUUUAUUGUUGAGUGUAAUUUAAAUCAGUUAUUUUGAUUAUAACUGGUUAAUUGGUUAGUAAUGUUAAGAACUUCUGGCAAUUUGCAGCUGAAUAGAAGAAUCAUGAUGGGUAAUAACAGGAAACCUACACAUAUUUUUCUGGACCAACUGAUGGAAGUUCUGGACAUUCUUACAGAAAGUGGCUUGGCAGUUUAGCGAAACUGAUUCAGGAGGGAGGUUGCAGUCAGCUUGGAACAUCUUGGUUGUUUCAGAUUUGGGCUGAAACAAAUCUAGACGAGUCUUACAGGAUGAAUAGAGUAAAGCUGGUACACUUUGACCCUCUUUCUCCACCUUGUCCAUGUGGUUUGUGCCCCCAUUGCUCCUCUAAUCUUUCCAUUGUCUACCCCACCUACACCAUGUUCAAAUUCAAGUCAGCAUACCCAGUUAGCCCAUUACCCCAGUCCUCCUGUGCUUUCUCUUGAGUCACCACUUCCAUGCAUAUUCAACUAGUCCACUCCUCCCCAUCCUCUUGUGCUUAUCUUCCUCUGUUACUUUCCUUUAGCUGCUGUCACCCCAACUGCCCAUGCCCAAGUAGCCUGCCUGCCUUCACCACCUCAUACUUUCUGUUAGCUGCACACUGCCAUCAGUGGCUUCCAAAUCACUCAUCCUGCCUCCCCACCAAUCUUCCCAUGCCUUCCUUGUCUUUAUCUUCCUUUAAUUUCUGCUAUGUAGCACUACCUCUUAUGAUCUUUCCCCUUUCUCACCCUCCCACUCUGGAACACUUCUAUCUAGAACGUGUGUUCUGUAUUCAGACCAAACACUGAUUCCAGGUCUGUACCCAGGCCAAACAUAGGAGUUUCAGUCUGACAUACUAUAGACUAUUCAGAACUGCCUGUUCCAUGCACUGAAUAUUUUGCACAUCUGUACUGUAUGGUUAAAAACUUGCAUAUUAUAAAAGUUUGAUUCUUUUUUAAAUACUGACUUUGGUGUCACUUUACUAAUGAUGGUUGCUUGAAACCAUAGAACUCUUCAGUAGAUUUCUGACAAUUAUUAGUUUUUACUCAGAUUGCAGGGUUUUUUUUAAUAAUAUACCAUAACUUGGGCAUAUUGAAUAAAGGCAUUUUUCAUUGUCUAAUAAAAUUUCUAUCAACUUCUUAAAAUAAUGAAGAAAUUACUGUUUAUACAAUGAACUAAUUCACGUAAAUGAUUUCUUAUUUUAAUAAUGGUAUUUUCACUGUAUACCUGGAUGCUAUGUCAGUAAACAAUCUGCUUUGUCAGUAAACAAG